Acytostelium subglobosum LB1 is the source of this 1110-nucleotide messenger RNA. RefSeq lists its product as hypothetical. The record is from RefSeq and is a predicted model, not a curated record. NCBI's taxonomy places the organism in Eukaryota, Evosea, Eumycetozoa, Acytosteliales, Acytosteliaceae. The transcript is spliced from 2 exons. The coding region runs from base 1 to 1110 and encodes 369 amino acids.
AUGUCCAAACAGCUUGGUUUCGAAGCAACCGAUUAUGAACAGUGGUAUCAAGUCACCAAGGCUGACUUUAUCCGACUGCGUGGACGUGGUCUACUCCAGCUCCACAACGACUCUGUUCAUCAACUAUUACAAAAGCAAUAUCCAUCUUAUGAUUGGCUUCCCUUCAAGUUUGUCAAUACUCCAAAGAACUACUGGCGCGACAUUGAGAAUCAGAAGAAGUACAUGGUAUGGCUACAGACGAGACUUGGAAUCAAGGAGGCAAGGGAUUGGUAUCGAAUCAAUAAGUUGGAUUUCAUUGAUAACUAUGGCAACAGUCUGUUGUUGCUCCAUGGAGGCUCCCCUGCACAGGUCGUGAUGGCCUUGAUAGACAAUGCACAGGGAUGGCAAGUCUGGCGCUUUGCCAAUCUGCCACGCGCCGCUCACAAGGACCCAGAGGUGCUGCGGCAGUUCCUGGAGUUUGCCGCGCGACACUACGAGAUCAAGGACCAACCCGAUUGGUACCGUCUGUCCUGGAGCCAGAUCCGCGACAUUGGCGGCUUCUCGUUGGUGAAGCGCAAUGGCGGCUUCUGCCAGUCGCUGGCGCAGGUCUACCCUGAGCAGAAAUGGAACCCGCGACAGUUUAACACGCCAGGCAAGAAGUCCUCGCAGCGCUUGCUCAAGCUGUACCUGACGCGAUUGUUUGGCGAUCACGAGGUGAUCGAGGAGUACCGCGACCUGGCCCGUCUGCGAUACACCAACAGCACAAACUUUGGCUUCCAGUUGGACUUUUACAUCCCUUCAUUGAACGUGGCGUUUGAGUAUCAGGGCAAACAGCACUUCCAAGACACGAGGCUUUAUGGCGACGCCAAGAUCUAUCGCGAUAGGGAUGCUGAGAAACGAGUGAUCUGUAAUCAAUUGUCAAUCAAACUGAUUGAUAUACCUUAUUGGUGGGACAAUCAGAUUGAUUCACUUAUUGGAACGAUCAUUGAGCAUGGUGGACGAACAUGGCUCGACUCAUACAUUACCAAACACAGUACAAUCAAUGGAUGGACAACCAAUCAACACUUUCAACGCAUACCAAUUGAAUACCAAAAGCAACGUACAAAUAAGAAGGUGCAUUCCUUGUUGUAG